AUGUCUUCAACCGUCGACACAUCAUUCAUUCCCGAUCUGCCCAAAGGUCCACUGGAUACCUACCGAAGUCGAGCAAAAUUCGAUUGGAAAAAACUGCGCCUGAUCUUUGAAGAUUCAAAUUCGUUGAAAAUUAAGUACAAAACAUGGAACACCCUUGAAGCCGAUCCACUAUUCGCCAAGCCGAGAUGUACUUUGUCGGCGGACGAGCAAAAGCGACGAGCCGCAAUGCAAAUGAACCGAAUGACUGAUUUUAAUUUAGUUCCACCUGAAAUCUAUGACUUAAGUUACAAGCAUAAGACCAAAUAUCUGAUGAGCAUCAACGAGGCGCUGCACUCAAUAUGUCCGAGCUUUUCGGUGAAAAUAGCAUUAGGAAUUGGACUGUUCAACAAUGCUUUGAAUGCUAUGGGAUCGGAACGGCAUUUGGAAUAUUACAAAGCUGCAUGGAACAGGGAGAUUGUCACUUGCUUGGCUAUAACCGAAGUGUCUCAUGGCUCAAAUACAAAACUAAUUCGAACCACUGCCACUUUUGAUCCAAAGACGCAGGAAUUUAUUAUCAACACACCUGAUUUUGAGGCUGCCAAAUGUUGGAUUGGCAAUUUAGGCAAGACCUGCACACUCGCUCUACUAUUUGCCAUUUUGUACACUGCUGACGGAACGAAUCACGGACUACACGGCUUCCUUGUGCCGAUCAGGGAUCCGCGCACACUGCAACCAUAUCCUGGAGUGCUGGUUGGUGACAUUGGCGAAAAAAUCGGCUUGAAUGGCAUUGACAACGGUUUCGUCAUGUUCAAUCACUAUCGCAUUCCCAGGGAAAAUCUGUUGAAUCGAACUGGCGACGUUACGCCUGAAGGGGAAUACGAAAGCGCUUUUACUGAACCAGGCAAAAUGUUGGGUGCAGCGCUUGAGUCAUUCUCUGAUGGUCGUUUAGGAAUUAUGCAAGAGAGUGCUGGAACGUUCUCACAUGCCGCUGUUAUUUCGAUUCGAUAUGCGGCGCUACGGAAACAAUUCGGACCGGAUAGAAGUGGACCGGAGGUGCCAAUAAUCGAAUAUCAGCUUCACCAAUGGAGAAUAUUUCCGUAUCUUGCUGCCGCGUGUGUGUUCCGAGUGUCUGUAUUCGCCCUCACUGAUAUCUACUUAGAAACGGUUGAAAAAUCUCAGGCCGAUUCCAACGGCUUUCAGUUGCUGACUCAAAAGGUAUCGGAGAUACACGCCCUGGUUUCUUCGUCGAAGCCGCUAUUGACUUGGACCGCUCGAGAUGCUAUUCAAGAGGCGAGAGAAGCGUGCGGCGGUCACGGAUAUUUGAAGGCGGCCAAUUUGGGCGAAUUGCGCAACAAUCACGACGCAUGCGUAACAUACGAAGGAGACAAGAACGUUUUGGGUCAACAGGCGUCGAAUUGGUUGAUCCGGCAAUGGGAAAAAGAUGUUGAAAGUCCUGCUGGAACGGCCAAUUUCAUUAAAAAUCGCAACGAAAUCUCCGGCUUCAAUUUCGAGAACAUUUUGAAGAGGUGGGACGUGAAGAGUUUCGAAUUUAUAAUCUGCUGUUAUGAAUGGCUAAUGUGCUGGUUGCUACAAAGCAUUUCAAAAACGAUGGCCGAAAAGGUGGAGCAGGGCGUUGAUCGGUUCGCUGCUAGAAACAAUGUUCAAGCGUACAAAGCCAGAGAUUUGACACGUGCAUACGCUGAAUAUUAUGCGUUGAAAAGCUUCCAAAAACGUUUGACGAAGAGUGAUGUCACUCCGGAUGUGCAACCGUACCUGCAUACCAUCUUCCUAAUCUAUGGAUACUGGUGUAGAGACAAACAUAUGACGACAUUCUACCAGGGAAACUUUGCCACCGGCGCAUCGUUUGCGGACACAAUCCGCAACAAUUUGCUGCAGUGUUGCAGUGACAUCAAAGAUGUGUCUGUAUCGAUUGUGGAUGCAUUGGCACCGCCAGACUUUGCACUGAAUUCAGUAUUGGGAAAAUCGGACGGAUUGUUGUACCAAAAUCUGCAGCACGAAUUUAUGACAAAUCCAGGAGCACUGGAGCGCGCUAGCUGGUGGCAGGACGUAGUCAUUCCACCCAAAUCAAAACUGUAGAGAUAGAGAGAGAGAUCGAUGUCGUUGUUGCAGACACACAGUGUGUGCGUGCGCGUGUUGGAUCAAAUAGGAAAUAAGAAGAGGAGUUGAACGGAAAAAAAUCAUUUUGAAAGAGAUUCAAAGUCGUAGACUAUUAUGUCCCCAUUAGAAAUAUACGUACAGUCUCUACAACACUCAAAUUUCUGUGCAGAAUUUCCAUAUGAAAUCAAACAAAAAUUGUAAUCGUAAGACUUAAUGUUCGGUUGAGAAAAUGUCCAAA
Messenger RNA from Bradysia coprophila, 2335 nucleotides. Its product is annotated as peroxisomal acyl-coenzyme A oxidase 3-like. Gene Ontology annotation, cellular component: peroxisome. Gene Ontology annotation, biological process: fatty acid beta-oxidation using acyl-CoA oxidase; lipid homeostasis. Gene Ontology annotation, molecular function: FAD binding; fatty acid binding; pristanoyl-CoA oxidase activity. Lineage: Eukaryota; Metazoa; Arthropoda; Insecta; Diptera; Sciaridae. The record is from RefSeq and is a predicted model, not a curated record.